Molecule: messenger RNA, 8099 nt
Organism: Anguilla rostrata (American eel)
Lineage: Eukaryota; Metazoa; Chordata; Actinopteri; Anguilliformes; Anguillidae
Gene: taf1c
Product: TATA-box binding protein associated factor, RNA polymerase I subunit C
Exons: 15
Coding region: 298-3195 (965 amino acids)
Biological process (GO): transcription by RNA polymerase I
Cellular component (GO): fibrillar center
Molecular function (GO): RNA polymerase I core promoter sequence-specific DNA binding
Source: RefSeq, a predicted model, not a curated record
GUGUUAUCAAAAUAGGUUGUCCAGCUGACGAACGGCUACCGAAGGUCUGGCAGCACGUUAUAGAGUACACGUGUCUUCUUGGUGUGUGCGACAUUAAGGUUGUAUUGUUCAAUAUAGCCAAAAUAGACAUUGACAUGUAGCAAAGAUCUCAAAAUCUAAAAGCUGGCGUGGGAAUGACAUCAACAAAAGUUAAAACGGAAGGUUUAUGUUCGUGGCAAUGCCGGGAUCACAGGCACAGGAAGACUUGCCCUGACAUGUUCUGUAGAAUAGGCCGAACUCUUAAGGCUCUGAUUUGGCAUGGCCGGCAUGGAUGGGAAUAAAUUCCCACAUCAGCUCUUUCCCAGUUUUUACAACACCGGGCCUCCGAACGCAAAAUCUAAUGUCACUGUUGGAAGCUUGGGACUCUACAAUCAGGCGUAUGUAGUCGACCACGGUCUGUCUGAGAAUGGUCCCGGGCAGUUAGCUGACUGGAAGUUUGAUACACAGUACAAAGUGAAGGGAGAGACAUGGAAGGCAGUUGAAUCUAUUCCGAUUCCUUUGAUGACACCGAAUAAAGUACACACGAUUGCUUCAGGUCAUGUCCCAUCUGCAUCUGACUUCCCAGAACAUAUGCAGAACUUUUACUUGGAUAACUAUGAGGAUGCCUUCAGCACAAUGAGCAGUGUUCUUGGAGAACACUUUACUUUCGGGGAGAGAAGGAUGACGGCAUCUGCAAAGAAGAAAACCGUCCGCAUGAAUAAGCUGAAACGUUUUUUAAGUACAGUGAAUUAUAUAAAGUGCCCUUUGAGAUACUAUGGAAAGGGAGCCAGAAGUUACAAUAACCUGCUUGGCGAUGUCAUCCAUGAAAUUCCCCCUGUACUUUUGGCUGAACUCCUCCGCGAGGAGUUGCUGCUGCAGAAGGAACGUGCGCAGUUUAAUGAAGUGGCCACCGGGGGUGCUCUAGGCUAUUUCCCGGUCAGGCUCUCUGACAGCUCUCAGGAGGGCUGUCUCGUGUUUCCAGAGGAAGCCUCCCUCAAGUUCCAUAAGGUGGUGCUGGAGUUCGACAGAGAUAAGGUUCCCCGGCUCAGCAUGAAUAAUUCUCAGCCUUUCGUCAUGAAGCUCAGUGGCGCAGUACGACAGAUCAGUGUUGGCAGCAUGCAAGAUAGUGUCCAUGUGGGGGUACGCUCAGAUUACCACUGUGGGGUCUGGGAGGCCUGUCCCAUUAAGAGAGUGAGACCUCUGGAGGUCGUUCGAACGGAGCAGGUUGCCACAUGCAUCUGCGUCAGUCCCCAUAUCCCAGGAGAGCUGCUGGUAACAACUGAGAAUGGUGCUGCCUAUCUCUGGACUGUAGGAGCAGGCUUGUCAAAAUUCCGUGAAGAGGAGGAAAACCUGUACUUUAACGCCCAGUCAUCUUGGCGAUGGUGCGACUUCUCUGCCCACCCAAAAGUGAUGCAGUACACGGACAGAACUGGAGUGGAGCUUACUGACACCAGGUCCUCAGAUAAGUGCAGCUACACUCUGUUUCGCAUUGGCGAAACUCCAAACUGUAGGAGUGGGGAGAGGGUGAUCUUGUCCAAGUACCUGUAUGACGUCAAUGCUUAUCACCACCUUGUCACCACCCAGCAUUCUGUUUACAUCAUAGACGAGCGCUUUCCUUGUCUGCCCAUGCUCAAGUGGGACCACAUGAUGAUGGAUCCACCCCUGUUUGCCCAAGUCCUGCCUGGCUUUCCACAAGGCAGAACUAACAAGAUACUACUGGGUUCCCAGCGAUCCCAGGAGCUAAUGUUCCUGCAGUAUUCUGGUGGCGGAGAGGCUGCCUGCCGUUCUCUGGGGCCUCCUUUGAGACUGUCCCGCCCGGCUGACAGUCUGGGCCACCUCCAAGUCCAUGUCCCCCACAGGCAGCAGAAGGCACAGGAGAGGCUGCUGGAGCCUGCCGCCGGUUUUACUGCCAUACAUCACAAGGGUGAAGAGUGCCUGUGUGUGCUGCAGCUCUCUGAGACUGGGGACAUUUUUUACCAAAAUCUGAUGCUCCAAACCGACCAGGACAGCGCAGACACACAACAACCGAGGAAUUCCACAGGGGGAGAUGAGGAACACAGUGUUACCACAAAACUCAAGAAUGCUUUGCGCAACAGUAGACUAAGUUCUGAAGAUGUAUCUUUGAGUAAGGGAGUUGGAACUUCUUGCUGUGAAGUGGAGGUUAAUAGCAAUGAUGAGGAUUUGGCUACGGUGUCCAACACUGAGAUGCAGGAUAUGGAUGGAUGUUCUGUCACUCAGACAGGCUUGAGUCUCAGUCAAGACCCGAUGAAGCCGCACAUGGUCAGCAAGGAGGUUUUGUCAAAGUGGGACCGGUGGCUGAAGGCUCUUUUCGAGAGUCCGAGGCCCACCUCAGAACAAAUCCUGUCCCAUUGGACCAUAAAAACCGAAGGCCUCAUCUCUUGUCAAGCACUCAGGAGAAACCCUCUAGAGGAAGACCAGCUCCAGAGACUGAGAAAAGACUUGGAACAGUCGAUGAAUAAGAUGGAUGUGGUUGUCCAUGGUGUCACUUACCUGAGGCCUCUCGAGGUGGUCCCAUUGCCUGACCUGGUAGUGCCCGCCGACUGGACUGACAAUUUAAGUGAGAGGCUGUCAGUGUCCUGGGGGGGACAUUGGAAGAGCUGGUGGGAGGAUAAGCUAGGGAUGAACCGCAUGGAAAAGGUGGCGGCUCUGCGUAGAAGGCGCCAACGGCAGAAACGGGCCAAGGCUCACCACCGCGUCGCACUUUCGGAGAGCUUCGCCUCAUCUGUCAGCUACCAGUCUGACCUGGACGACCUCUCGGGCUGGUCCUCAGGCCAGAACAGUCAGGGCGCCUAUUCGGACGUGGAGAGCAUCUCCACUAAUCUCUCCAUACCCGAUGCCUUUCCAGAGCCUGAAAGAGGAAACGUGCUGACCCAAGAGAACAGGCCACUUGCUACUCUAGAGAAGGAGGACGGCCCUUCUGCCCAAUUAAAGCUGGCAUCCAGGAAAACGAAGCAGCCGGAGCAGGACUACCUCAGCUCGUUGUUUGGGUCUCAGGGGCUGCCGGAAAUGCACGAGGAGAGCGGGCUGCAGCUGCUGACACCUUUCUCUCAAGGGUCCAGCAUUUCCUUGUCCCAGAGGAAUCCCUGUGUGGUUGCGUCUAACAAGGGUUCCCUGUCCGUGCAGCCCAGAAAGAAAAGGCCACGAAUGGGGUUCUGAAUGCUGAAGGAUGGAUCAUUGGGAUGCCUUUGAAUACACUGGGAAAUUUCAAGCAUAUCUACAGACUGGAUGGCUUCAAUCUCCUGGGCAAGGAGGGCCAGUGCUAGCACUGAUGGCUGAAAGAAGAACAGGGAUGUGCAUGAGAUCAACAACAAUGCAUCUGUCUGUGUACUCAUUUAAAAAGCAUGUGGAUGCAAAUGGAGAAUUUGGACAAAUUGGUUCUUACUUUGGCUUUUGAGAAAACGAUUCGACAAAGGCAGGCUUUUAGCUGGACUUCCAGUUUGUCGAGGCUCAGAUGGGGUUUCCUUCAAAAACAAAAGGGUGAAGAAUUUCAGGGCCUAAUCAUAGAACCCUUGAGAUUGUACAUAAAGAAGAAAUGUAGAACAAGGUUGCGCAACAACUGGAGCAAGACGUUAAGCAAUGAUUAAGGGUCUGCAACACAAGCAUCUUAUCUUAAAAGUUCUGUGUUUGUGUGCCAGUAGAUUAGACUAGUGUCACAUAAGCCAUUACAUCAUGACUACCCACAUCAGGAGCACUGUUCAGAGUUAACCUAUGGCCAUUAAGCAUGGAUUAUAGCCUUGAUUAAAUACAUAAUACUUGUUAGAAAAGUAUCAGAGAUUUUUACCCAAAUAAGGUUUCAAAGUGAACUUACCUUUCUGAAGUAUGUAAGAGGGUUAUUUCAUGAUAAAGGUGCAAAAAGGUAAAGGCUGUGACCGCUUUGCACUGAAAGUUCAGUUUUUCUGAAAUGAUCUUCUCCAUUCGGUUGAGGUCUGAAAUGGUGAACUUGCAUUGGCUGAUACGAAUAAGGUCAUGGGAGGAUGAAAUGUUGCACUCCUCCUCAACCAGCUUAGCUGCAAUGUGGAGACAGCUGAUGGCGAUGCAGGAUAAGUGCUUGGGUUGGAUCUGGAGAGGGGGAAAAAAAUAAAAAGGAAUAAAUGCUCAUUCCACCCAAUUUAUUUUUGUUGUCCAAACUAGUAGGUAGCCCACAACUUAGUUAUCAAGAAACUAAACUGCCCGAACAGCACAUUCAGAAAAGUAAUGUUAAGAUUGUGCAUUUAUCAAAAGUUUAAAAAGAAAAUAUCAAUAAAUAAAUGUCACUGUAGAACUGGGGGGGAGGGGGGCUGAUUACUUAAAUUUGAGGUUCACUUUGCAGGGAAUUAAUGUCUACUUGGUAGCCUUGUGUUGCAGUGAUAAAGGUUAAUUGAUUAAAACUCAUAAAAAUAAGUUACCUUCAUCAUGGCCAGGAACCUAUCCAGCAGGUUGACGGCCUGCACAAAGGUCUGUGUACUAUAACCAAAAAAACUGGUGAGGCUCCAAAGAUCUUCAACUUUGGCAUCCCUGCAUUUUGCUGAGAUUUGUUUGUCAUUCUGUAGGGGAUACAGAAAAAUAUACUUGGAUGUCAGAGAACAUUUAAAAUGUGUACAUGGACAAAAAAAAUGACAUAGAAUUCCUGUAUAAUUAUUAAAUCGUCCCCCCUGUUUAUAUAGAAAGUGAAACGAGUAAAUGCAUAUUGUUCGAGAGAACAACCCGGCACUAGCUUCCAGCUGUACAAAGGCACAAGAAUCCAAGGCAAAUUAUUGGCAGAGAAGCAGAAGUACUGUCCUAAUUAAGGCUUAGUCGAAAUGUGUAGGCUUUUUAUGUAAACAAACAAGUUUUUUUUUUUUUUUUUUAAAGGCCCACUAUGAACAAUUCUAGCGUAUCCUGUUCAUUCCGAUGACCAUUGGCUAUUUAUUGCUGUCUUAGGGUGGGGGGACUGAUGGUACCGACAUGGUCAAAGGCCGCUUUAUAAUUAGGUUACCUCAAGAGUAGUCUCCAGCAGGUUCAGCCCCUUCUCCCUCGGCAGAUAGAUCGACUCUUGUUCGAAAUUUGUCUUCAGUUCCCUCAUAAGUUUAAAGGCUUCCAUGUCUCUAAAAUGCAACGUCUCCCGUUUUCUUCAACAAUAAAAAAGAUUGAAAUUAGUACAUGUUUAUAUGCCCUACAAUCAUUCGCUAGCUGUGUAGAGGGGAAAGGUUUAUAACCCAACCCCCUUUCUCAGCAGGGAAUUGGUGUUAGGUUUCGUUAGCUAACGCCUAACAAAAUAUUAAGUCCGUUGUCCAAUUCGUUUACGUUACAUGAAAAUGUUCAUCAAAUACGAUUUAACGUUUGUUUUCGAAACCAGGAUAAGAAAUCAACUGAGCGAGGUUAGACUAAAUGACAACCGAAUAAACAGACCGACCGUGGAAAACAAGGAAAACUACCACCAUGGAAAACAACUAUGGGGGAAGGGCUGGAUUACCCCAGUCUUCAGCUGGCUACGUGACAUAGCUAACGUUAGCUAUAGCCUGCUAUGUUGCCAAAUUACACUGGAUGCUUAAUUUUACAUAAAUCGCAUUAAAAUAACAUUAGCCAAACGUAAUUUGACUUCAGUUCGACCUGAAGUGAACACAACAUGCUAACUGGUUAACGGUUUAUUCAAUAUAUUUUAUGUGUAGCCAAACAAACCUUAGCCAUCUCAAAUCGAUAGAAUAACAAACUAGCAGACAGUUCUGUUUCUGGCUAAAGUUAAAUUACGUUUCAGUUUCGGGCAUAAUUAACAUUAACGUUACCCAAAAGGUAACAUUGCUAAUUUUUGUCGUGUCGUUUCAAAUUCGUAAAUUAACGCAACAAUAGCGUUAAAGCAAAUCAGCUAUGGUAAUACAAGCUUGGUAUCAGUUAAGUUAGCGCUGCCGAAGUAUGAAUACGUGACACCCGCCGUUUAAUUACAACCAAGUGAGGAAAACUGCUAAAGUUUUCUAGCAUUGUGUUAUUUUUUCUGGAUAUAUGUCCUCGAACAUAAUUUUAACGUUAGUCUAUCGAUGACAAAAUCAGCCUAGCUAGUUCUAGCGGACGUUGCCCAACUUCAAAAACCCCAUAUCCGCUAGUCAGUCUGCAAAACUAUAUUUCCACAUUAUUUCAAAUACUAACUCAACCUAUCCAUAACUGUAGUUGUUUAACAAAUCUUAUUACCUGUGAACUAGAAUUUCAUUUUUUCGUGUCCAAGACUGUGCCAGUUUACUGUUUUCUGAUUCCUUAUAUUUCCUCUUUGUUGUUGACCAUUUCCACGCCCAGCGAUAUUUACGUCAUGGUAAAAUGGCCAAUCACCGCCUAGUGCCUAGCUGGAUGGAUUAUUAUUACCGUCAUCAUUAAAUGUUUUAAUAUAUCAUAAUACGUUUUUUUUUUCAUUAAGCAAAUGUAGUUAUACGUUUGGUUGACUUUUGUUUGUUUACUCUGCAGUAUUGCUAUGUUCCUAUGGUGAUUUACGUCUUGGUUCUUUUUGGGCGAAAUCUGUUUUUAAAUGGUCUGUGGCUGGGUUUAAAAAGUCCGCCGAAAUCCUCGCCGCCUAUUGGUUUAAAAUAGGAAAAUAACGCAUUGCUAUUGGUCCGGAGUAUGUUACGUUUUGGCCAUGAUAACGAUUCCAGGCAAACCCUUAUUUUCAAUAGCUUCUAGCUUGUCUGAAAAUGAAAAAGAAAGAAAGAAAAAAGAAUCGUCAAAGGAUCUUUAUACAAACGUCAUUACCGCUUUCAACAUUAUCUUUGAAUCAAGCUAAUUCAAGCAUAUGCUGUGUACUGAUGUCUUCCUUUGCUUCAGUAUAGUGUUUCAGACUAAUAAUAUAGCUACCAAUUUAUUGUGCGUUACACACAAUGAUUAAUACAUGUCCCUUAUUUUAAUGCACAGUACCUCGAUAGCUGGUCACUGAGACCUGUUAGCUUCGUCUUGAAUUUAAUGUACAGGCAACCCAAACUAAAUAUUUGUUCAGGAAGCUAUAUAAACCUUAAACUUAAAUUUAUUUGAUAGCUUUUGAUACAGUAGAAAUGUUGACUAAAAUCAAUGUGCUGAGGGUUGAUCAUCAGAUACAAAUCGCCUUUUUAUUCAUUGCAAAGACUCACUUAUGCACAAUUGUAUUACUUUGUGAAAGGAGUUUAUUUGAGCUGAUUUUAUGUGAAAUGUGAAAGUUCCAUCUUUGCUAAAUGUAUUGUUGGUCUUGCAAAAAAGGUAGUCCGCACAGAAGAACGUACGUUUCAGUCGCAUGCUUUUUCUUUGUGUAGUGGAAGCACGUAUUAUGUCCAUAAUAGUCUCUAAUUGAAAGUAUUUUGGGUCAAUUCAACCGCAAUAGUAAAACGAGACAAUUGGUCAAAUAAAUACAAAAUAGAGACUAUUUGCAUAGACUUCAAAUGAAGUUGCACGUAGAAGCAUAUCACUGGGAUAAAUGGAAAGAUAUAUCACAAUUUUAUUCCAAGCCAUCUAAUUGUCAUGGUGUUCACAAAGGAGGCUGUUAGACAGUCUUCACAGUGAUGAGUCUGCGUAUAUUUACUAUUCUUUUGCCAUUAAUCGUAUGCGUUUACAUUACAAAAUCAGCCAGGCAAUAAAAUAUGUAUAAGAUAUAUUUUCAAAGUAAUGUUCAAAUUAAAUCAUUAUAGCAGUUGCAUUAGAUGCGUGAGAGUACUGUUGCUGUACGUAAGUCACCUCCCUUGCCUUGUUUCCUGCGAGGAAGGAGAAAAGAAUUACAGAACAGCUAUUAAGGUGUCCCUUCGCCAGAGAAACUAGUCCCAAAAACAAAAUAUAGCGAUACAUAUUUAGUAUACAAUGUACUGCUAUAUAGUACGAUUGUUGUUGAUUAAAAAAAUAAACAUAUUCAUAAAUGCAUAUCUUCUACAUUUUCAGAACAAGCAACGGUAUUUACGUGAAAACGCACGAAUAUUUUGAUACGGACUGCGCAGUUUAGAAUGUGGGCGGACCUGUGUCCUUCCUUUUCUGUCUCCUCCUCGGAAGUAGACGUGUUGUCUAUAUUCCGUUCGUUUUAUUUUUAAUAUCAGUUUGGAAGGAUCCCCUUCUUUUUUCUUCCCCCAGAUAAAAACAACACGUAAAUCAAGAUGGACGAUUAAAAA